Messenger RNA from Naegleria lovaniensis, 3984 nucleotides. RefSeq lists its product as uncharacterized. The transcript has 5 exons. Gene Ontology annotation, biological process: cytoplasmic translation. The record is from RefSeq and is a predicted model, not a curated record. Gene Ontology annotation, cellular component: ribosome; cytosolic large ribosomal subunit. The coding region runs from base 1 to 3984 and encodes 1327 amino acids. NCBI's taxonomy places the organism in Eukaryota, Heterolobosea, Eutetramitea, Acrasida, Naegleriidae. Gene Ontology annotation, molecular function: RNA binding; structural constituent of ribosome; protein binding.
AUGAGCGAAGAAAGGCUUUCGUCAUCACCUCCAAUGCAAAGCUCGUUGUUUUUAAAUAUGGAGGACGUGUCGGACGAAGAGCCAAUUCCAAAUAAUAGCGAGCCAACGAGCAUUUUUAUAAAUAAUGAUCAAAUCGGAAAAGCAAAUGCUGGUUCUUCAUCAUCUUUGGAAGAUAAUAAUGCAUCACCAGAUAAAUACGGAUCAUUUAUUGAAGAGUUUAAUGCAAGAAAUUCAUUUCCGAAUUCAAUCAAAUGGUGCAAAGAGAAUAAUUCAAUAGCACUACUUACAAACAAUUCCAUUUGUGUUGUGAAUACAAAUACAGAUAAGAGAGGAAUGAUUGUGUUACACAAAGAAACUGAAUCCGAAGAUGGAGUGGUAACUACCAACCACGAGCCAGUGCGUACUUCAACUCAUUUCAAAGAUAGAUCAGUCAUUCAUCCAUCCAUGUUUGUUCGUUUUCUUCCAAGCUGCUUCCGAAGCAUUGGUUGGAGCCCUCCAGUACCGUCCAACAACGCUACAAAAGCAUCUGUAAUUAAUAAUUUUGGAUGCCUUUUAUGUUGUUCCACCUCUGACAACAAUUGCAAAAUUUACAAAAAACCAAAUUUUUCAUUUUCAACACACUGGGAACUUGUCUGUGACGUAAGGUCAAUUUUACAAGAUAAUGACAAAAAUUUACAAGCUAUCGAAAAAGAGCAUCAAAUUUCCUCUCCUCUUCAAAAUAUCAUGCCUCCUCCUUCGCAAGCGUUCGUUGCAGUUGCUAAGAAAACUAGAAUUCAUUCCUCCAAAAAGAACUCCUCUGUCAUGAGCGUUGAACAACAAUUUUUUGCAGAAUUUUACAAAAAUUUCACAGAAGAGUCUGGAUUUGACCCUUCUAAAAAAGAAUACCAGGUUGGAUAUAGAAAAUGGACAGACGAAGAACAAAAGGUUUAUGAUAAGGUGCUCAAAAGCACUUUGGAAGCAUAUAAAUCACGUAUGGAAGAAUUCAACAUUUCAAAAGAGAGUAUAACUAAAAAUCUUUACAUUAAAUUGAGAACUAAAAUGAGAAAAGAUAAAGAAAAGGGUGAACGUUCUGACGUAGUCUGUAAUAUCUACUCUCCUGAGAAAGAAAAAGCUGAAUCUACAAAAAAGAAGUCAAAAAAAAGCAAGACACAAGAAAUUGACGCCACAAACAACGAAGAAAGUAACGAAAGUGAGGAAAUUAGUAACAAACGAAAAUUGAACGAAACACAGGAACCGCUAGAAUCUGAAGAGCAACAAACAGACAAAUCAAAAAAGCCGAAGAGGCUUUAUUUUACAAGAGGAUCAGCCCGAGCCAAAGAUGAAGAGCUCUCUCAACAAGAUUACUUUCACAGACUAACUUUAUCAGAAAUAUUAUGCUUUGAUUUUUCAACAUCAUUUACGAAUUUAAAUGCUGAAUCUAAGAAAAGGGCGUUUUAUUUAGUGUGUGGAUCAAAAUCUGGAUUUAUUUCAGUAUUCUCUGUUAUGCAAACAAUUGACGAGAAAGUCGACAUUCAGCUCAUUGGUUACCACAAAGUCUUUUCCACCUUUAUAUCUAUUGUAAAGUUUCUUCCUUCAGCAGAAUCAGAAAACUAUUUCCGAGUUGUUUGUGCUAGCUCCAGCGGCGAGCUCAAGUUUUUGAAAAUUCCUAAAGAAUUCAACCAAAAUAUUGAGAAGCGAGAAGAUUUACUAUCCGUUAGUGACAUGUCUCAACAACAAUUCUCACAAUAUUUUCAUGAAGAUGGAUUACCUGUAAUCGCAAUAGAGCCUCUCUUUGUUUCAUCCAAGACCUCUUCUGAAAACGAUCAAGACACUCUAUAUAUUGCCUAUGCCAAAGCCAAGAAGUUUUUUAUUUGUAAAUUUUCGAUUAAUGCUGGCGGUGACAUGACUCUCAAAUGGAGAAAAUCCUACUCUUGUCAAGAUCAUAUAAUUUCCUCGAUUUCUCUUCAGCAAGUCUCAAUUGCAUGCACCCAGACACAUUGCAAUUUAAAUGCAAUUAUGGUUUACACGAGCUCUCUUGAUGGAAGUUUGGUUCAAUGGAAAAUAGUGGAACAUCCGCAACCCCACAUAGAUUCUUCUGCGCAAACACCAGACAAAUAUAUUUCAGUAACAAUAAUUCCAAAGAGAUCUGAUCUCCCAAUUUGGGGUUGUUCACUCUCUCCUAAUCAUACUCUUGCUGCUAUUGCUGUUGAACGACCUCCUCUAAAGGAAAUACGGAUAGAUUUUGAGCAUCGAAGCAAAACUAGGAUUUACAUUAUUCCUCUCUUCAUGUACGCGAUUAGAGCAAUUUAUCAAAUACCACAAGACCAACAAAUUCCUUCAGCACAUAUCAUUGAUUAUUUCACAACUAAAAUUACUAAGGGAUUGACAUGCAGAGAGCAAUUGUUUGAUAUAGCCGCUUGCCUUACUCAACCUGACAUGAGUCAUGUUGUAGAAGCCAUACUUGACCGUUCCUUUGAACAUGCCACAACAAAUCAAGAUUGGAAUUUGAAAAAAUCCAUUUAUUUCCUUUACUCGAAUAUUUGUACAGAAGCUACAUUGUUGGAAAACGACCCCAAAUAUUUACUCCUUCAGAAGAAGAUAACUCUAGGAAAUUGCAUUAGACAUUUUUAUGCCACUGAGCUCUUGGAUUUUUUAACCAAGCAAGAAUCAAACAAAAAGACACAACUAUUAUUGUGUGAUUGGUUAUUACUUUAUUACGACAGCAUUAUCAAGAAAUAUUAUUGGUCAGCAUCUUCGUACCAAACUCAAGCACCGCUUCCUUCUCAUAACUGCAUUGAUAAAGAUGAAGUGGCCACCCUUACAGACAAUGUUGCAAUGAUUCGAAAUCUCAAAACAAUCACUCAAGCACUCACAACUACCGAAGAUCCGUCAUCUAAUAUGCCCGUUCUUCAUUUUGCUCUCACCCUCCAUUCAUUCUUUUCGAACAACCCAAAACUGGAUGGAACAAACACCGAAAAUACAUUCACUCUACUAAGAAGCAUUGCGACAGAACAAUUUGUACCUCCUCCAAGAGACACAUGUCCAAUUUGCUCACCCUCUCACCCUUCUAACCUUCCCAUGCAAUUAGGAGCUCAAUUUACACAUUCCACCUGCCCUAAGCACCAUCCCAUCACCCGGGACACUUUCACGUUUGAAAUUAUUCGAGAUCCUGUGUACGAUUCGGUCCAAUGUAGAGCAUGUGCCAAAACAAACACAACGAUGGGUAAGAGAAUUAGAGCACAAAGAAAGGGUAACGGUGCUGGUCCAUACAAGACUAGAUCCAUCCACAAGAUUGCCAAGCCACAAUACAGAAAGUGGGACUUUUCUGAAAGAGAAGGUUUCAUGAAGGGUGUCGUCAGACAAAUUUUGCACGAACCAGGUAGAGGAGCUCCACUCGCUGAAGUUGUUUUCCGUGAUCCUCUCAAGCCAAAGAAGGACAUUCAACAUUUCCUCGCUCCAGAAGGUUUAUAUACUGGUCAAUUUGUUUUCUGUGGUAAGAAGGCUGAAUUGAAGAUUGGUAACGUUCUUCCAAUCGGUAACUUGCCAGAAGGUACUGUCUGUUGUAACGUUGAAAGAAAGACUGGUGACAGAGGUGCUUUGGCUAGAGCUGCUGGUGAAUCUGCAGUCAUCAUUGCCCACUCUGAGGACGGUAAGACAAGAGUCAAGCUUCCAUCAGGUGUCAAGAAGACACUCCCAUCCGACAACAGAGCCACAGUCGGUGUUAUUGCUUGUGGUGGUAAGACUGAAAGACCUGUCUUGAAGGCAUCAACCAACUACUUUAGAUUCAAGGCUAAGGGAAGAAAACAAUGGCCAAGAGUCCGUGGUGUUGCUAUGAACCCUGUUGAACACCCUCACGGAGGUGGUAACCAUCAACACAUUGGUAAGCCAUCUACUGUGUCUAGAUGGACACCAGCUGGUAGAAAGGUCGGUUUGAUUGCUGCUCGUAGAACUGGUAGAAUUAGAGGAGGUAAACAAAUCAUCAACCAAGUUGAAAAGUUCGAUUAA